Messenger RNA from Elaeis guineensis (African oil palm), 1665 nucleotides. Its product is annotated as PI-PLC X domain-containing protein At5g67130. Gene Ontology annotation, biological process: lipid metabolic process. NCBI's taxonomy places the organism in Eukaryota, Viridiplantae, Streptophyta, Magnoliopsida, Arecales, Arecaceae. Gene Ontology annotation, molecular function: phosphoric diester hydrolase activity. The record is from RefSeq and is a predicted model, not a curated record.
UUCGAAUUCGCGUUCAUGCAUCCCACAGGCGCACUUUACGUCGCGUAUAAUUUUCAUCUCCCCGGAGGACCGGAACAUCCGCGCUGCUGCCGUGCACUAAAUUAUCAGUAUCUAGCGUGCUCCUGCGGCACAUCCAAACCAUUUUCGUCUCCUCUCCCCGAGAUAACACCAAUAUUCCCCUCUCUCCUAUUUCAAACUCACCGUCUCUCUCUCUCUCUCUCUCGCUCGCUCGCAGAAAUUCCUCGUACUCGAUAAUUGCAGCCGACCAAAUAAAAGCUCCAGACUUCCAGAUGGUCGAGUAGAGGAGAACAAAAAUAAAGAUGAAGUAUAAUUGGCAUUCAAAAACAAAAUUGCAGGCCAUUUUUAUACCGCUGGUGGUCUCAUCACUGUUGCUGCUUGUGCUCCUUCCGUCCUCUGCUGCUCCGCUGGGGAAGACGUGCCUGAUAGAUCGGAAUUGCGACGAGGGGCUGCAUUGCGAGACGUGCGUCGCGGACGGCGAUAUCCGGCCAAGGUGUACCCGGAUCAAGCCCACGGAUCCCAAAUCUAAGGGGGGAAGCGAUCUGCCGUUCAAUAGGUACGCGUGGAUGACGACCCACAACUCGUAUGCGAAGAUCGGGCAGAAGUCGUAUACGGGAACCCCCACACUCGCCCCCAUGAACCAGCAAGACUCCGUCGCCGACCAGCUCAACAAUGGUGUCAGGGGCUUGAUGCUGGAUAUGUAUGACUUUCUAAACGACAUCUGGUUGUGCCACUCCUUUGGUGGCAAUUGCUACAACAUCACUGCCUUUCAACCUGCCAUCAAUGUGCUUAAAGAAAUUCAGGCAUUCCUUGAAGCAAACCCUUCAGAAGUCAUCACCAUAUUUAUUGAAGACUAUGUCACCUCCCCUAAGGGUCUCACUAAAGUGUUUACCAACUCAGGCCUAAUGAAGUAUUGGUUCCCAGUUUCCCGAAUGCCCAAGAAUGGUGGGGACUGGCCGUUGCUCAGUGACAUGAUCAACAAGAAUCAACGUUUGCUGGUUUUCACAUCGAAAUCAUCGAAAGAAGCCACCGAGGGCAUCGCAUACCAGUGGAGAUACGUAGUAGAAAACCAAUAUGGAGAUGGAGGAAUGAAAGAUGGUUCAUGCCCUAAUCGUGCCGAGUCGCCCUCCAUGAAUACCAAGUCAAGGUCACUUGUUUUGAUGAACUAUUUUCCAGAUGCACCAAAUCUCGCAGCAGCAUGCAAGGAAAAUUCAGCUCCACUUGAGACUAUGCUGAACACUUGUCACAAUGCAUCAGCUAACCGUUGGCCAAACUUUAUAGCAGUAGAUUUUUACAAGAGAAGCAAUGGAGGUGGAGCCCCAGAAGCUACAGAUACGGCAAAUGGGCAGCUAAUUUGCGGAUGCAAUAGUGUUGCACAAUGCAAGAUUAAUGCCUCCUGGGGCCAAUGCCAAGAUUCACCAAAGGCUGCACCCGCUGGGUUUGGACAGCAGAAAACAAAGUCAAAUGCUUCAGCUGGUGGCAGGUCACUUCUAAAGUGGUGUCGGAUGACUAUGAUGUCCAUGGCCAUUGCCCUGUCACUUUUGUAGAUUGUAGUCCGUCUGUUGAUGAUGUAUGGAUUCUGAGCCAGCCGUGUAAGCGGAGCAUAUUAAUUGACACAUCUUAAGCCCAGCAUUCUCUUUGUUAUCG